GUGAAACAAAAAUUUCAGUGGAAAAUACUUUGAGCUAGCUUGACGCUGACCGAUUGUGGGUUUGUCGUUGCAUUGUUGAGCCUUUAGCUAGGUGGCAGCAGCAGCUUAUGCUAGCUUAUGCUAGGUUCCAGACUCUCCAAGACCAGGGAUCGGGAAUCGCUUCUUCCACUCCCUGUAGAUGACGUGCUGAGAUGAGUUUCAGCUUACUGCGCAGGGUUCUGCCACCGCGUCCCGUGCUCGCAAGCGAUGCUUUGCACAUUGUGAGGUGGAAGUCAUCCAGAAAUGCUGUCGAGAUGGACCCCGAGGAGUACAAGGAGGAAGCGAAGAAAGCAAAAAAGUUUGAGGAUUGGGUGCCGGAAGGCGGCUGGACUCUGCAGCGAAAGGUGGCUCGGACGGUCCUCGACAAUGCCAUACUUACGGAACAGCAGCAGGAGACCAUCCGUGAGCUGCACACCUUAAGCCCGGAGACGUGGACUAGAUCGAGACUGUCCAAAGCAUUCAAGGUGCAGCCACUGGUCAUCUCCGAGAUCAUCUCGCCCAGCAAGCGCUUCAACGCGCCGUUCCUGCAAUCGCAGCGCAAGCGCACCGGCGUCCUGAGAACGGCGGAGCGCAGCCUGCAGACGGAGCCCUGGUCGACGGGCAACGUGAUCGCUACCGGCCUGAAGUACGGCCUGCGCGGCCAGAAGCUCGCCGAUUUCAUCAACCAGAAGCUCUCGCUAGACUGGGGUGUGCCGCGUCACCGAAUGAACAACUGGACACGGCGCUCACAGGCCCUGGGCCUGUCCGCGCAGGAGUCCGCAGACUUUGUACGCCAGAACAUCAUUGCCUUUCAGAAGCGCCGCGUGCUCAACGAGCAGUCUCCCCACCGCUCGCUGGAUGAGAACGUGGAGUACGACGACGACAACACCUCCGGCGGCGGUGCGUCCUCUGAUGUCCAGUCGUCCGCCGAUUUCGAACUGGAGCUGGAGAAUCGCCUGCGCGCUCUCAAGGCCGACACGCAGAGCAAGCGGGGGCUGCGCCGCGAUGCCACCCCGUCGCAGACCCUGCGCACCGUGGCGCAGAUGGAGGAGGAGGACCGCGGCAUUGUCGUUGAGGAGAUGGAGGAGCGGGCGCCCGAGCCCCAGACGGAGCCCAAUCCCAGCGACAUGCUGUGGCAGCUGAGUAUCGAUGAUGACCAUGCCGCACGGCGGACUGCAGCUGCUGGAGAGAAAGAUGCCGAGGACGGUGCGGAAGAAGGCGCAGCAGUUGAUCCAGCAGAGGAGCGUCGGAAAAGGUGGAGACGUGGUUGAUACAUUUUUAAUUAAAGAAUGUUUUGGUAGGUUUGACCUGUACUGCUUUGGGUACUGAAGCGUGUCCUUGCAGCUUUUCUGUCGAGGUUUCGGUAACGGGCUGUUUCUCCGAACCUCCCCCAGCGUUAUCGCUAUGGUCACUGCCGAUCCUCAUAGCUACGAUGUUUGAAGGAAUUGCAUCUUGCUAAGCUAAGUUGGAUGCCUGCGGGUGUUGUUCCAUAUAGUGUAGAACCCUGCCAACAAGAUCAGGGACUGCGCCGUUUGUGGCAACUGAACAUUUCCAUGUUAGUUCGUUAUGGACACUUUCGCUACUGUUGAGCUGGCCCUGCAUGCAACACUCUUGCCGACUGCUAGGCUUUAAGCCUUGUGCUAUAUCUUGAAGCCUGAUUUACCUUGCUUUUGGCUUGCUUAGACAUGCCUUGCUUUUCAGAAACUCAGGUUUCAGUACUGAAAGUGCUGUUGAGACAACUUGUUCACGUACAGUUCUACUGCGAAGCGAGAGUUGCAAGCUGCCAUGCAUUUCCUGCUCACCUCUGUUUGUCUUAGGUGCCAUGCGCUGAUGCUAGGCUGGAUAUUUCACAUCCUUGGCUUUGCUUUACCAUAACUUAUUGCUGUAUCUGCUGCUGGUCGGUGGAAUGCUUUGCUUAUCUUUGUCACACAGUGCUAUUUUCAUUUAUCAGUAUUACUUUUUAGGAACCAACAAGGUACUUGAAGUACAUGGGACCUUGUACUGCGAUGUGCAACAUGAAAACUGUUGUGUCGAAUUUGUACUUGUAUAUAGAUGGCCCUUGGCGGAUGUUUGUCUUUUUUUUUUGUUAUUGCUGCUGCUGGUGCUGCUGUUGGUGGUGAUGGUGGUGGUGGUGCUGCUGCUGUUGGUGUUGGUCGUGGUGGUGCUGCUGCUACUGCUACUGCUGCUGCUGUUGGUGGUGGUAGCGGUGGUGUUGAAGAGACAUUCAUGCUUACUUGCACAGAAUUGGCACUGAGAUUCUCUGCAGUUUGUUUACCUUCAAUCUGAUCAUGCAGUGCCCAGGUUAUCAGUUCAAGAUGAUUGGAAUAAAGUUAACCGGUGUAUACAACUAA
This is a messenger RNA of Sycon ciliatum, 2369 nucleotides long. RefSeq lists its product as uncharacterized. The record is from RefSeq and is a predicted model, not a curated record. Lineage: Eukaryota; Metazoa; Porifera; Calcarea; Leucosolenida; Sycettidae. Bases 192 to 1289 code for a protein of 365 amino acids. The transcript is spliced from 4 exons.